AUGCGGAGGGUCGAUGCAAUGCCAAGGCCAAAGGAAAAGCUGAGGAAGGGCAAGGCAACCGGCGGCCGGGCGACAUGCGGGAAAGAAGCAAGCGACGGCGCAGGGCUCUUUGGCGAUGGAUGGCCAGAGUCGAGGGGCAGGCCAAGCCCAUUUUCGCAAGGAACCUUGGAAAAAGAUCCACCUGCACGAGGCAGAUGGAACCCCUCAAGUCCCCUCAAGUGGUCGCAGAAUGGCGUACCGAGAGGUCACAGAGGUCGGUGGUGCAAGCGGUGGUCACCUCCCACCAUCCCUGGGGAAAGGUGGCAGCCACUAGAACAAGUUCAUGCGGGGCAUACCUACUAUGGAUAUGGAGGCGCCAAGACCCUGCGCUCUGUCCUGGCAGUCUGUCACUGA
Messenger RNA from Colletotrichum orchidophilum, 393 nucleotides. RefSeq lists its product as uncharacterized. Lineage: Eukaryota; Fungi; Ascomycota; Sordariomycetes; Glomerellales; Glomerellaceae. Bases 1 to 393 code for a protein of 130 amino acids. The record is from RefSeq and is a predicted model, not a curated record. The transcript has a single exon.